AGUCCUGUCCUACAGCAUGGGACAGCCCAGGACGCAGGACCGGUGUUGCACCUGGCUUUCCGAGGGUCUCUGCAGAUGCCACAAUGCACGUGAAGAAGCACCUGCUGAAGUGCCUGCACCGGCUGCAGAAGGGCCCCGGCUACACGUACAAGGAGCUGCUGGUGUGGUACUGUAACAACACGAACACCCAUGGCCCCAAGCGCAUCAUCUGCGAGGGGCCCAAGAAGAAGGCCAUGUGGUUUCUGAUCACGCUGCUCUUUACCUCCCUCGUCUGCUGGCAGUGGGGUGUCUUUAUCAAGACCUACCUGAGCUGGGAGGUCAGCGUCUCCCUCUCCAUCGGCUUCAAGACCAUGGACUUCCCCGCCGUCACCGUCUGCAAUGCCAGCCCCUUCCAGUAUUCCCGAGUCAGGCAUUUGCUGAAGGAUCUGGACGAACUGAUGGAAGCGGUCCUGGAGAGGAUCCUGGCUCCCGAGCAGAGCUACGGCAACGCUUCUCGGGCUCUGAACUCCACCCUCUGGGACUACAUGCCGCUGGUCCUUAUUGACGAGCAGAACCCCCACCGCCCAGUGGUCCUUGACCUCUUUGGGGACAACCACAAUGGCUCGGCACCAGGAAGGACCUGCACUGCGCAGGCGUGCAAAGUGGCCAUGAGACUAUGCAGCCUCAACGGGACCGUGUGCACUUUCCGGAACUUCACCAGUGCCACCCAGGCUGUGACAGAGUGGUACCUCCUGCAGGCCACCAACAUCUUCUCUCAGGUGCCAAACCACGAGCUAGUGGAGAUGGGCUACCCUGCCGAGCGGCUGAUUCUGGCGUGCCUGUUCGGGGCAGAGCCCUGCAGCUACAGGAACUUCACGUCCAUCUUCCACCCUGAUUAUGGAAACUGUUACAUCUUCAACUGGGGCAUGACGGAGAAGGCGCUCCCUUCGUCCAACCCCGGAGCUGAGUUUGGCCUGAAGCUGAUCCUGGACAUAGGCCAGGAUGACUAUGUGCCCUUCCUCACGUCCACGGCCGGUGCCCGGCUGAUGCUCCAUGAGCAGAGAUCAUACCCCUUCAUCAAAGACAAGGGCAUCUACGCCAUGUCUGGGACAGAGACAUCCAUCGGGGUGCUGGUGGACCGGCUGGAGCGCAAGGGAGAGCCCUACAGCCAGUGCACCAUGAACGGCUCCGACGUCCCCGUGCGAAACCUUUACAGCGACUACAACACCACCUACUCCAUCCAGGCCUGUAUCCGCUCCUGCUUCCAAGACCACAUGAUCCAGAACUGCAGCUGUGGGCACUACCUGUACCCCCUGCCCCGUGGGCAGAGCUACUGCAACAACCGGCAGUUCCCCGACUGGGCCUACUGUUACUCACACCUGCGCAUGAGUGUGGUCCAGAGGGAGACCUGUAUCAACAUGUGCAAGGAGUCCUGCAAUGACACCCAGUACAAGAUGACCAUCUCCAUGGCCGACUGGCCUUCGGAGGCUUCCGAGGAUUGGAUUUUCCAUGUCUUGUCUCAGGAGCGGGACCAAAGCACUAAUAUCACCUUGAGCAGAUCCAGGAGAAAGCCUGAAGGAGGCGGCACUGGAAAGGAGAGGCCAGCCAGUGGGACUCAGUCUACCCCUUCCCAAAGGAAGGGAAUUGUCAAGCUCAACAUCUAUUUCCAAGAAUUCAACUAUCGCACCUUUGAGGAGUCUGCAGCCAAUAAUAUCGUUUGGCUGCUGUCAAACCUGGGUGGCCAGUUUGGCUUCUGGAUGGGGGGCUCUGUGCUGUGCCUCAUCGAGUUUGGAGAGAUCCUCAUCGACUUCGUGUGGAUCACCAUCAUCAAGCUGGUGGCCUUCGCCAAGAGCCUGCGGCAGAGGCGGGCCCAGGCGCGCUACGCCGGCCCGCCGCCCACCGUGGCUGAGCUGGUGGAGGCGCACACCAACUUCGGCUUCCAGCCCGACGUGGCCAGGCCGGGCCCUGACCCCGGGACCUAUGCCGAUGAGCAGACCCUGCCCAUCCCGGGCACCCCACCCCCCAACUAUGACUCCCUUCGUCUGCAGCCACUGGACGUCAUUGAGUCGGACAGUGAGGGAGAUGCCAUCUAGACCCAGGGAGCCCAGAAGUCAGAUCCCAGAAGCCCAAGGCUUCACUUUGCAGCGCUCUCCCCAGAGGGCGAGGACGAUGGGUCUCCGAAGCCAGAGUCUGUCCCUCUACAGAGAGCCCAGCAGGUCCUGGCCUGCCCCAAGCUGAGGGCUGUGCGGGGUCACAGUGCUGGUGUGGACGUGGGAAAUGUGUAGUCAUUCGGUUCCUCCCUUACCUCCAGCCUGGCCUGAUCUUUGGGACGUCCCCAGCCAGGCUCCGGAGACCCUAGAACACCCUCCCUCGCAGGCACUCCGCUUUCCUCCCAGUGCCAGCCACCGUCUGCUCCAGAGACACACGGGCGGGCAUGCGGCCUCUUCCAUCCUGACCUUGGCUGAGUGGGGGCAGCGGCUGUGCACAGCAGGAGGAGCAGCAGGGGCAGGGAUGGGGGUCUGCUGCCAGGUGGCAAAUGUUAUGUUCUAGAAAAUAAAAGUAGAAAACAAA
This is a messenger RNA of Suricata suricatta (meerkat), 2550 nucleotides long. It is a transcript of the gene SCNN1B, whose product is annotated as sodium channel epithelial 1 beta subunit. The coding region runs from base 84 to 2072 and encodes 662 amino acids. Gene Ontology annotation, molecular function: ligand-gated sodium channel activity. The record is from RefSeq and is a predicted model, not a curated record. Gene Ontology annotation, biological process: sodium ion transmembrane transport. Gene Ontology annotation, cellular component: membrane. Lineage: Eukaryota; Metazoa; Chordata; Mammalia; Carnivora; Herpestidae. The transcript is spliced from 14 exons.